Myripristis murdjan (pinecone soldierfish) is the source of this 2918-nucleotide messenger RNA. It is a transcript of the gene irf2bpl, whose product is annotated as interferon regulatory factor 2 binding protein-like. The record is from RefSeq and is a predicted model, not a curated record. The transcript has a single exon. Gene Ontology annotation, molecular function: transcription corepressor activity; metal ion binding. Gene Ontology annotation, biological process: regulation of transcription by RNA polymerase II. Lineage: Eukaryota; Metazoa; Chordata; Actinopteri; Holocentriformes; Holocentridae. Gene Ontology annotation, cellular component: nucleus. Bases 189 to 2249 code for a protein of 686 amino acids.
CCCCCCAGCCUCCUCCAUCUCUGCAGCAGCGCGGAGCGGCAGCAGCUUUUGUCCGCGGAGGGAGGGAGGAACCCAGCGCACAGCGAGCGGAGGGUUUUAUUUUUAUUCUGCUUGUCCUGCUGUCUCUCUGUCUCCCGAAAAACACGCUGGUGAAUUAGUAGCGGAGGAGGAGCAGGGAGGCAGAGAAGAUGUCCUCCCCGCAGGUCUCCUCGUCCCGGAGACAGUCGUGUUAUUUGUGCGACCUGCCCCGGAUGCCCUGGGCCAUGAUCUGGGACUUCACUGAGCCGGUGUGCCGCGGCUGCGUCAACUAUGAGGGCGCGGACCGGAUCGAGUUUGUUAUCGAGACCGCCCGGCACCUGAAGCGGGCUCACGGCUUCCAGGAAGGCAGGUCCGCCGGCGGAGCCGCUGCCCCGCAGCCCGCCACGGCGAAGAGCCAGCCGGGGAUUAUCACGGGCAAAGAGGCGGUGGGACAGCUCAACCACCAUGCCGACGGACCGACCAAAUCACAGCAGCAGCCCGGCUUGGAUCGGUACUCGCUUGGCUCGGACAGCCGGGCCCGGUUUGACUACUCCAUCAGCGGCCACAGCAGCGCCAGGCUGCCCAACGGGCUUGGAGGACCGAACGGGUUCAAACCGGACGACGGACCUCCCGAACUGAACCGACAGAGCCCGAACUCCAGGAGCAGGAGCCACGGCUUGGUGUCGGUACCGGGACAGCUGAACGUCCCACCCAACCUGCUGCCGCAGACUCUGCUGAACGGGCCAGCCGCGGCAGGCAUGGCCCCGCACGGCAUGGCCAGCCGUGCGGCUCCGCAGAGCUCCAUGGUUGGGGUCGGCGGUCCGUCCCUCUCCCUGCCCGGCCAAGGAAUGUCCGAGCCGGGGGGGAAGAGGCCGGGCUCGGUGUCCAGCACGGACCAGGACCGGGAGCUUAAGGAGAAGCAGAGAAACGCGGAGGCUCUGGCGGAGCUCAGCGAGAGUCUCCGCAACAGGCAGGACGAGUGGGCGAGCAAGCCGAAAAUAGUGAGGGAGACCCUGCUCACCCUGUCCGGCUGCACGCCGUUCGACGUCCGCUUCAAGAAGGACCACGGGCUGGUGGGCCGAGUGUUCGCCUUCGACGCCGUGUCCAAACCCGGCAUGGACUAUGAGCUGAAGAUCUUCAUCGAAUACCCCAGCGGCUCCGGGAACGUGUUCUCCAGCGCCUCCGGUGUGGCCAAGCAGAUGUACCAGGACUGCAUGAAGGACUUCGGCAGAGGUUUGUCGUCCGGCUUCAAGUACCUGGAAUACGAGAAGAAGCACGGAUCCGGGGACUGGCGCCUGCUGGGGGAUUUACUGCCGGAGUCGGUGCGUUUUUUUAAGGAAGGUCUGGGCGGGGAGAUGCUGCCUCAGCCCUACAUCGACGGCAGCUGCCCUUUGCUGCCCACCUCCCUGGUUCUGCCCGGCCGGGCCCUGGCCUCCGGCAGCGGGAGCAUCAGCUCCAGGGCCGGCGUAAGGAAGAGGAAAGCCUCACCGGAGCCGGACUCUGCAGACGGCGGUCUGAAGUUGACGGAGGACCAGCAGCGGCAGCAGUGGAUUUCCAGCCAGACCGAGGCGCUCAAACUCUCCAUGGCUACGGGCUCCUUUGCCGCUUCCCACGGCGGCCCGCCUCCCCUCGGCCCGGGGCACCCCGUGCUCCCAUCCGGCCGCGCCACACCCCCGGAGUCCGCGCCUCCGCAGAACGGACAGUCGCCCAUGGCCGCGCUUAUGUCUGUCGCGGACACCCUUGGGAACGCGCAUUCCCCGAAGGACAGAGACUCGGUUCACUCCACUACUUCCUCCUCCAGACACAACAGCAGCAGCCCCGUCUCCCCCGCCUCCGUGUCCGGCCAGAGGCGUCUCGCCUCCCGCAACGGCGACCUGGGGCUGUCCGGCGGGGGGGGCGGGCCUUCCCAGUCCAGCAGCAUGGACCAGGUGCACCAGCAAAACGUGCCCGACUCCCCCAUGGCCAACAGCGGACCUCUGUGCUGCACUAUCUGUCAUGAACGCUUAGAGGACACACACUUUGUGCAGUGCCCAUCUGUCCCCAACCACAAAUUCUGCUUCCCUUGCUCCAGAGAGAGCAUCAAGGCCCAGGGAGCCUCCGGGGAGGUGUACUGCCCCAGCGGGGAGAAAUGCCCCCUGGUCGGCUCCAAUGUGCCCUGGGCCUUCAUGCAGGGGGAGAUAGCCACCAUCCUGGCUGGAGAUGUGAAGGUAAAGAAGGAGAGGGACCCCUGAUGAUGAGGCUUCCAGUAGAAACACAGAGAGAGUGUGUGUGGGUGAAUUUAGUUGGGAAAUAUAUAAAUAUUAUACAUGUGAAUAUUUCAGAAAACCGUCAAAAUAGUGGUAUAACAAACAAAAAAAGACUGGUAUUUCUCUUAUUGUUGAGACUGAGGAGGGUUACAGUAACAGUGUGUGAUGUCACCUCAUUUAGCAGAGGGUGGUGUGUUGUGAUGGCUGAUGUAAUGUUAUGUUUUGGCAGACAGACAGGUGGGGGGUGGGUGAGACAGCUCUCUCACUCCACAGUAACACACUCCUCCUGUUCAUCACAAGGCCAGUUCACCUCCCAGUCAUGUGUCUGUAUAAUGAAACUACAGCCAGUCCAGACAUUUCAAUGGCAGUGUUUUAUUUUUUUAUAGAAGUCCUUCAAACUAUUUAAUUGGGUUUUUUAUUUGUGAAUCAUUUUGGAGACUUUUUUUUAUUUACAUUUUUUCAUUUUUAUAUUUUUUUACUGCAAAAGAUCUUUCGCUGUGGUUCUUGAAUGUUUCGUCAGCCAUCAUAUGGUUUCUCUCUCCGGACGGCAACUCGAUGGACAACACGACCUGGUCCAUCCUGGUUUUAGUUUCUCAGUUUCUGUAGUGACAGACAGAAAAAAACAGACAAAAAAUAUCUUGUAACGUGCCUUGG